CUGGCUAACGAUCUCUUAUGUUAUAGGUGAACAGGAAGCAAAAGAGGAUAGUUUGCGUCUGUUUCUGACAUGUCUGUGUAAGUGAACUGCAUCCACUGAUCUACCAUGGAAUAUGAUUUUCACAGAAAGAGGACAGUAAAAUCUGUCUUACAAGCAAGCUGUUAUAAAGUGGCAGAUAUUGCAGAACUUGCUUUGCUGACAAGGCAUUUGUGCCAGGAAAAGGGACAGAAAAACCUGCUUCUCCUUGAAGACAUCCCUUGGUGUCAUGCUUUAACUCUGCGGCCAACUAUCACUGUUGAAAGCAGGCUGAUCCCAUCAGUACGGACAUUAGAGGCUGAAAGGAUGUUUGAAUCCAAAAGAUUGAAUAAGAUUGACCUUGAAAACAAGACUGCUCAGCAAACUGAGUCUGACCUGAAGGGCAAAAGAAUUGGUGCAAGAAGGCCACUUCCACCCUUCUGAUGGCCUCAUGCUAGGCCCAUAUCUUUGAAGCCCUGGCUCUAGUCUCACUCAGGCCUCUUAUUCAGUUAUAAUUCCAGUCAGUGCAAAUUGUGGCCUGACUUUAAGCCAUUGUAACAGAUCGUCACCAGCAAAAACCGACCUUCAGAAAAAUUCUGCUGUGAGUUAGGACUUCAAGUUUUGGCCAGGAAUUAUCAUGACUCAACACUUACCUGCCUAGCAAGGAUGAGCUGUCAAAUACAGCUCAGUUUGUAAUACACAGGAAAGCUGGAUGUAGGAAUGACUAGGUCAUGAAUAAAUUCCAUCCUUGUACUAGUUUCUUCACAUCCAUUUUACAUUGUUUCUGUUAUAAAGGUCCCAGGAUGAAUAUCCUAAUGCAUCAUGAAUGGGCUAAGUUCAUGAUCUACAGAAAAGAUGCAAGUUUAUUAAAUCAAUAAUUUAAAAGGGAAUUAGAUGCCUAAAUACCUUCAAGGAUCUGGGCCUUUGUACUUUUUGUUUUUUUUUCAAUUCCAGAAGAAAUAAUGAAGCUUAUAGCCAUGUUGCCAGUAUUUUCUUGCGAUGUAAAAUUGUACAUGUUUAUGUUUUCUUAUUUUUGAUAACGAAUUGGGUGGGGUGGGGAAAGAAAAGUAUCUCACGAAAACAUCCAGAUCCCAAAACAAGGUUAUAAAGUAGCAUCUAGAAAAUGAGAUUGUAUAUGAUGUGUUUGUAAUGUACAGUUUUAGAAAAGGAUUCAAUUCUCAGGAGUAUGUUAAUUUUGAUUUGGAGAAAGGCCUUAAGUACAUCUCUUUGGCCUGAUUCAGGAAAGCAAUUCUUUUCAGGACAGUACUUACAUACAUGUUUAAAUGCCACUGAAGUCAGUGAGUUAAUUACUUGCUUAUAGUUAAGCAGAUAUGUAAGUGCCUUCCUGAAUUGGGUCUCUCUGAAGUUUGCAAUAAUUGCAUGAAAUCUUAUGUUUUCACUGGUUAAAGGGACACUGCCAAGAUUUAAAAAAAAAACAGAACAAAAAAAACAACCAAAUUCUGUACUUACAGUUAAAAAUCAGUGUCGAAUCAGAGUAACUCCAUUCACUUAACGUGACUGUAAAAGUAGCACUUAGCUAUUAAAGUGAUAUGUUCUUUGGGCCAAAUUCUGCUGUCACAGUUUAAAUCUAGAAUAACUUCUUUAGUUACUAUGAUCUGAUAUUGUUGAAUUGAGAGGAGAAUUUGACUCAGGGAGCAGGUCAGCUGAAUAGGAAGAUGCCAUUUUUAGAGCGCCCAUCCAAGUUUAAUUUAAAACAAAUUUCUAUUCAUACGAGUUUGUGUGUCUUGUUUAAAAAAAAUAAGCAAGCCCAAAUGUUGGGCCUAACCUAAAAGUGACAGUGUAGUCAAUUUGUAAUCAAAUUCUGUCAGAUAUUGGGGUAAUUAUUAAACAGAACUUCUCUCAUGUUUCUUAGUUUUCUUCUCAACAUUUCAUUAAGAAAGCCAUCUAAGCUCACUAAAAUCAAUAGGAAUCUAUCUAUUGACUUUAAUGAGUUUUGAAUCAAGCCCUAAAGGCCUACUGUGGUCCCUAAAUUCCAUCUUCAGACAUGCAGCAGCACCAUAUUGGUAGAGAGAGUAGGAUGCUUCGUUCCUUUGGUUUGGGGUUUUUAUCCCCCUUCUACCAUGUGCUCUGAGCUGCAACCUCAGUGGAUGGGAGGAGUCCCCUUGCAUGAUUCAUCCUCAUGGGGAGGCAAGCCGAGCAAUCAGAGUGUUUCGUCCUUUUGUUGAUGUUUUAUCCAUCCAGAUGUAGGAAGUUUCCAGCUGUAAGAUCCAACUCUAUCCCUCUUUCAAGAGGGGCGUAACAGUUUCUGUAGGAGACCAGCUCCUCACGCUAAUUACACUCCUCUCCUGUAUGGUGAAUCAACUGUACAGCAAGCAGCCUUUUACAGCUUUUUUUUAAAAGUAGAUUGCGCAACCGGGAGCCAAUCACGCUCACCGGUCAGAAAUUCAAAAAAACAAAACAAAAAAGCAGAAGCCCAUCCCCCACGGGCAAGCCCCAGAACAAGCAACAGGCUACUUAAAUAAAUGAAUAGGCAAUUACUACACAAAGAAGCCUGAUUAGGCUUUCUGGGUGCCACCUUGGCAGCCUUCACCUCAAUACCAUCAUUGUAUUUCCUAAAAAGCCCAAAACGCUGCAUCCACUGGUUAAGUCAAAACAGUAACUAGCAUUUUUGCUGACUAUAUUCAUUUGCUUUACAUUAACUACACUACCC
This is a messenger RNA of Dermochelys coriacea (leatherback sea turtle), 2686 nucleotides long. RefSeq names its product chromosome 4 C4orf36 homolog (gene C4H4orf36). The transcript has 3 exons. Bases 106 to 459 code for a protein of 117 amino acids. Lineage: Eukaryota; Metazoa; Chordata; Testudines; Dermochelyidae. The record is from RefSeq and is a predicted model, not a curated record.